Strongylocentrotus purpuratus (purple sea urchin) is the source of this 10265-nucleotide messenger RNA. RefSeq names its product trafficking kinesin-binding protein 1. Bases 2103 to 5357 code for a protein of 1084 amino acids. The record is from RefSeq and is a predicted model, not a curated record. NCBI's taxonomy places the organism in Eukaryota, Metazoa, Echinodermata, Echinoidea, Camarodonta, Strongylocentrotidae. The transcript has 14 exons.
GAGCGUAUAAAAAACUAUGAAUAAUUUUAAGCUAAAUAUGUGUACAUUUUUAUUAACUUAUUUUUUUCAAAAAUGGAAUUUGCCAUUGCAAGUUGACUGCUGAAGGUUCAUUAUCCAUCUACUUAAUACAUUCAAAUUUGUUUUGUCUGUACAUUUACGAAUGCUAUAGUAUGUAAGAGGAGAAAAGAGAUGAAAAUUAUAUGAGCAGAGAAGAACAAGAAUGAAAUAAAAGAACAAGACACAGAAAAUAGAGUUGGAGUUAUGAUGUUAAAGAAAAUAUAAAAUCUGGGAAAACAGAUACAAAGAGCAUUGAGAAUUUAGAUAUGGUAUAUGGAAGAAAAAAAAAGAUACAAGCUAUCAUUGCCUCAAUCCAGACAAACCUGUAAUUAAUAUGAAUAAAGUAUGUAACAUUAAAAGCAUAAGUCAAAACCCAUGAGGAAGACUAUAAUUUUAUGACAUGAUAAAUAAUCAUUGUUCUUGUACUUUGGUCAUGACCCUGGUAAUCAAAUGGCAAUCAAGAUUUGCUCAAGUACUACAUCUAGACGCAGCGCGCCCAGUCCCCAAACAGUCGAGAGGAAACCAGCGAGCAUUGCAGGUUUCCGUAGUCCGGACAUCCUCCGUUUGGGCUCUAUAUCUCCUGGUUUCUGUAAAACCAUUCUUGGCUGUUCCACAAUGGCAUUGAAACAAAAGUGGACAUGCCAUAGAAGUGUUCCCUACCAGAUAUUCAUCAGCGAUUUUAAUAGUGGAGCACCUUGCGUGCUCCUCUACUAGUUCCUGACUUUGGAAGAUCCACUCAAAAUUCACAUCUUCUAAAGGACUUGUAUACUGAACUUCUUGCGAGUCAGUCUUUGAUAUUACCUCUGCAGUCACUUGUAUCAGACUUUCAGCAAGUAUUCUGUGUUUUGUACGGCAUAGGAAACACCGCACAUUCUGUUCUUACUAUCUACCUCCAAUAGGGCAAGUUUGAUACAGCGUUUUGCUACAACGAGUGUAGUACAACAGGAAACCAAACUACAGAUAUUGCUCACAAAUUGCGUCGCAUGUCGACAGGAUUUCUUUUCACUCUUUGUACUUGUGCCAUUGCUCAAUUUCCUUUGCAUUUUGUAAGCCAACAAUUUCCCUCUCAUACCUGUGUAUUUUGUAUGCAGCAGCAGAAGGAGGAACUAGAAUGCAUUUGGAACGUGUUCAAGUCUACAUCGACAACUAGAGAUUUGUUUAUGUUUUUAUAUCUCUGUAUGAUUCUCUGUUAAACUGAAAGCACUUCAAAAUAUAUCAUUAUUAUCGUGCCUGGAGAUGAGGAGACAUUUUACUAGUGGUUACUUUUUCAUGCUGUUCAUUGAUUCUGCCAUCGAAUUGUAUCUUAUUCUCUGAGAUUCCUGAAACCUGCAAAUCAUUGUGCAACAAGUGCUUGUGGGCCAGGAGAAGCCACUUGUUCGACCACAGACCUUGAGUUACCAGCAGAGGAUCUCGGUUGAGGCAUCUGUUGUACCCACAUCUCAACCUUACCCAUUCUCUGAAAGGCGUUUGCCAAAUUGCUAAUCCUCUCACGUAGACAUAUGCUGUAAAUUUGUUAAUCCUGGAGUUCAUCAGGAGACGUGAUCUGAUAGAAUCCGACACCUGCUAAGCCUGCCUGUUCUCCACAUCUUCAUUUUUUUGCAGAACUUGUAGAUUUGCAGUUUGAGGACAGGUGCCCUAUGUUGACUUCUGAUUCAUGUCCUGUUAAUCUACUGAACAAAAAAUAAAAGCGAAAUUGACCUGGAAACCUACAUUAAACUCAUUCUUACCAAAUUCAUUAUCUAACUUCAAGCAAUAUCUCCUCAUAGAUUUUAAUCAUCAACUUUUGACUUGAAAUCAGGGAAGUUUUAUUCUAUCAAAAGAAUAAGAACUCUGUUGUCUUCUUCUGGUGUUUGAAAACUCAAGUGAACCUCCAGUCGUCCUCGAACAAUACACUGGUUGAGAGGGAACUGCCCUUUUAACACACUUCAACUUACACCGUGUCUGUCCGUCGUAGAAGGUGUACAUUUCACUGACGAUGCAAGAACAGAAAUACUGCUUACAAAUUUUGGUCCAGUGUGAGACUGGUUCGAGAUUUUCUCUUUGUGAUGGAGUACCCUAUAACUAGCAUCAGCAUGAGAGACGAGUGGGAAUUCAUCACCUCGUAUCUUUACGAUUGUCUUGAGAUAGGAGAGCUGAAUGCGUUAUGUGGUGAUCGUGUGGUGCAGAUGACCAAGACCUACAAUGACAUUGAUGCAGUUACAAAACUACUGGAAGAGAAGGAGAAGGAUUUGGAGCUUGCAGCCAAGAUUGGCCAAUCUCUCCUGCAACAGAACAAGCAACUUGAGGGUCGGAUUGAAUUAACGGAAGAGAAGCUCACAAUUGUCGCAGAUCAGAAUACCCAGUACCGGCAUGACUUGAAAUUGAAGGCGGAGCUACUCAGCAUCUAUACCAAUGAUGUGGAACAUAGCGACUCCGAAGACGAAGCCGUAUGGAACAUGAAGGGCAAGGCGAGCAUCCAGUCCAAGUACAUCAACAUUGACAACCUGCAGAAGAAAAUCAAGAACCUAGAGGAGGAGAAUCUUCAUCUCAGGAUAGAGACAUGCGAGCUCCGUACAACCACCACCAAUAUAGAAGAGAAGGAGGAGGAGCUUGUAAGGGACUGCUUCAGACAACUCGGUGAUGCACGUGGUACUUGUGAGAUUCUGACGGAUGAGCUGAGUAAGAGGUUUGAGGAGAACAUGAGGCAACAGGAAGAGAUCACCUAUCUCUUGGCCCAACUUGUUGACCUCCAGCAAAAGGUCAAAAAGCUUUCCGUUGAGAAUGAGGAGAUGAGCCGGCACCUUACAGCUUCCAAAGAUUCACAGCAAGACCUAGUCAAAGAUUUAAUUGAGACGAAAGAAAAGUAUGAGGAAGUUUACACCAUGUUCCAAGAAGCGCAGGAGACAGCGAAGAGAUCUAACCGUAGUUCUAUGUCCCACGGCGGUAUCGGCUUUGGCACCUAUCUAAACCCACUACCAGUCUUCCCUGCUGAUUCCUUAGCAGCUGAGCUGGUAGACUGUGUAGAGCAACGAUUAGAGAAAGACCCACAUCUCUCCAAGAAAGGCAAAAGGGAAUACAACAAGAAUGUAAUGAAGACGGUGAAGGUGGUGAACAAGAGAAGCCAUAACAGUCCUGGCUCUGGGUACAGCAGUGAUUUCUACAGCCGACCAGUCUCUCCGUCCAGCUCCGUCGUCUCUCUCGUAGGCUCACCAAGGAGUGAGAUGUAUGAAGGUGAUAGUGAGAGUAUCAACAGCUCUCUUGGAUCCGGUCUGCAUCCUCCGGUCUCCAGCAUCCCUGGUUCCAAUGACCUCGAGACCGCUCUAAGACGUCUCAAGCUCAGACGAGAGAACGAGACUGCCGAGCGGGACUACGCUGAGCUCCACGUCAACUCACCUACCUGUCCUAGUCCAGACAGUAUGCUGUCGGGACUGUCCGGGAUCUCCGGCAUCUCAACGGUACCGAUGGGAGGAGGAGGAGGAGGAGGAGGAGGAGGCCAGUCGUUCAGGGCAUACAUGCCAGAGAAACUGCAGAUUGUCAAACCAAUGGAAGGUUCCAUGGCCCUUCAUCAUUGGCAGCGUCUUGCCACCCCUCACAUAGCCAGCAUGUUAGACUCCAGGCCAGGUGUCGUCGUGAAGGACUUCAGGGAGAUCGAUACCAGGCGGGAUAAUUACCUGGAUGAGAUCGAGGAUGACGGCUGCGUCCAGAGUGGGACUUACCCCAGUAAAGGCUUUGCUCACACCAGCAGCACAUUUACAUACACCACCAGCAGGUUGGGGCAGACGGGCGACACAUUCAUGACCUCUCGCAAUCCUUAUGGUACCAGGAUGACCAUUGACCUGCAGGAGCAGGCUUUCCCCGGUGUCUAUGACCCUCCUCCCGGUGCCUCUCUUGGUCUCGCUUCAGUCCUGGCGACCCCUCAGGUCACGUCCGGUUCAGCCGUCCGCCUCAAGGCCAGCCAGACCGGAGCAGUAGGUGGUGCCAAGUCCAAGCGUUCAACCACCGGUCUAAACCUCCUAUCCACGAGCCCGAACUCUGAGAAGAAAGCUGAGCUGGAUGUAGAAGCUCCAUCGGGUGUCCACAAGGUGUCCGGUCAGAUCUUCUCCAGGAAUGCGUCCCCGAUCAGCUCCAUCAGCAGCGGGAUCAAAAUCCUGGAUCCCGACACCAAGGCUCGACUGAUGGAGAAGGUCAAGUGCAUCAGAGCAGAGAAGGCAGCGCACAAAGCAUUGAUGCAGCGGCAAAUGUCUGCAACUACAAAUGCAGUGAUGAUCGCACCCUCUAUGGCUGUCAGUAUUCCUAAGACGACAGUGGGGUUAAGUGGGAUGAUGUUGUCUUCCAGCGCCUCUGCAACACCUAGAAUGUCAUCAUUCACUAGUGGAUCGGUAGUGCCAUCAGCAAAUGCUGGCCUGAAUGCAACAACAAAUGCAGUGAUGAUUGCCCCCUCUAUGGCUGUCAGUAUUCCUAGGACGACAGUGGCGUUGGGUGGGAUGAUGUUGUCUUCCAGCACUUCUGCAACACCUCGAAUGUCCUCAUUCACAACUGGAGCAGGAGUGCCAUCAGCAAAUGCUGGCCUGAAUGAAAUGUCGUCAAGUGCCGCUCCCGGAAGUGCAGGAAGGCCAUCAAUGAAUGUUGGCUUAAUGUCUUCAAGUUCUACCCCCAGAAUGUCAUCGAUGAUUGGUGGAUCAAGGCCAGCAAUGAAUGUUGGCUUAAAUGAAAUGAUGAUGUCUUCAAGUUCUACCCCCAGAAUGUCAUCGAUGAUUGGUGGAUCAAGGCCAGCAAUGAAUGUUGGCUUAAAUGAAAUGAUGAUGUCUUCAAGUUCUACCCCCAGAAUGUCACCUAUGAUUGGUGUACCAGGAGGGUCGUCUAUGGGUGUGGGUGGCAUGGUGAUGUCUUUAAGUAGCGCUCCAAGAAUGUCGUCAUUCAGUAACGGGUCAGUAGGUAGCGGAGUAGCAUCAGCAGGCAGCAUGCCUUCACCUUAUGGAACUUUGCCAGGUGCUCCGACAACAUCCUUGUCAUCCGGUACAACUACCCUUGGUAGUUCACACCUAUCAGGCACACCAAGUCUAUUUCCCGGGGGACUAAUGUCGCCCGGUUCCUCGUUCCCUCCAGUCCUCGGCCAAUCUAGGGUCCUAGCUAGCCCAAUGUCAGUCCUAGCAUCUAGACCUGUCGCUGCGACCACCACAUCCUGUGAGACCACCACGGCUGGUCUAGGACAUGCUCUCGAACCCUCUGGGCUAGGCGCAGUCUUGGGCCUAAUGGACAGUCCCAAGGCUAAGACCAUCAUCACAAAGACCAAGACUAAAGUAGCGAUGAAGAAGCUAUAGCAUUGGAAAUAAAAAUUAGACCAAGAACAGAAAAUAGUUUGAGCGAAGACCAAUUGUGUAUUAUCGUCUUUGAAAUUGUCCAAUGAUGAAGUGGCUCGCUUCAUCUGUGGCUUUCAGAAUAAUCCCAAUGGCGUGGUUUGCCUAGAAAUUGAAGUUGAUACUGGGACAGGAGGCAGGCCGAAACAUCCCAAGGUGCUUUGGGAAAUCUUCAGCUUGUUAGCUACCUUCCCAGAGUAGACCAUCAAUGAAAUAUGAUCAGAAAUCAGAAAUGUGCUGAGUAGAACACUAAAACUUUAUCAUGCAAUAGGUAUUAUACUUUUUCUUGGAAUAUUAAGUCGUUUGAUUAUACAUUUGAAAAGUAAUGGGUACACUCUCGCUAAUAUUUCUAUAUCUCCAUGCCUCUCACAAUAUCUUGUAUCUCAUCUCUAUAGCUUCGUAGAUAAUGACUAAUUGCUCUGUACAAGUUGAUGUGUCAAUUUAUAAGCUUGGCUGAAAUUUAAUUUAUUUCUUAUGUUUUAUUGCUCGGCACAUAUAGCAAUUAAAUAUUUAAUGCUACUCCAAGUUAUAUGAUGAAGAAAAAAGAAGAAAAAAACAGAGUAAACCACAGUGCAGCUCUUUUUAAAUUUUUGUUUGCUUGUUUUCGUUGUAUAUUCCCUGAAUUUGAAAAACAUGAAAAAGUUAUAUCCAGCUAUUUUCUUUACAGUGAAAUAUCUUUUAGUUUUAUUUGGUCCUUGUUUUUAAUUUACAGUAGUUUGUAAUGAUGAGCUAUUACAGGUAUUUUUUUCUUUUUCAAUCCAUAGUUUGAAUACAAUAGAUGUUUAACAUGGAACAGUUCCUGUUUAGCCUCUAAGAACAAAGAAAAUCUAAAGAGACAGCUCAAGAAUUUAAUGACCAAGAUAUAUUUUGUCUAAAAACAAAUCAGUGUCUAAAUUGGUGAAGUGAUCAACUACUUCAGAAAGCUAUGGUUCUGCUCAAGUUUUAGAUACUUGUGUUCGAGUCAGCAUAUACUGUUAUUUUUCUAAUUGCCAGGAAUGUCUUCCUCAGAAUUUCAAAAUGAAUUCUCUAUCAUUUCUCUUUCCUUUGUGGUUUGUGAAUUUAACUGUACUUUUAGUGAAUAGACAUUUCAUGUAGAGAAAUAUAGCCACCUGGUAUUUUAACGAAUCCUUCCUUGUAAAUUUAAAAUUUCCUUAUAUUUUAAAGUUUGAUAGUGCAAUACAUGUACAGCAGAUUAUGUUUUAAUAUAAUUUGUUUUUAUUUGAUUUGUGUUUCUUUUUCAGAUGCAUGAGAACAACAUUUUUUUACUGAAAUUUGGUUUGUUUCAAUGUAUUUGCCUUAUUAUGCUACCAAAUGAAAGCAAUUGUUUUUAUUCAGUUGGUUCGUUUAAGAAGUGGUAUGUAAAUUGCUACUGGUAAUAAGUGUCAUAUCUGUCCAUGUUCUUGAAACAACUCAUUGAACCAUUUUGAACGUCAUGUAUAUUUUUCUUGUCUUUGAGAGUACUAUUUUGAUUUUAUUGCCAUUGAUUUUAAGGCAUGUUGAAAUUUGAUUGCUGGAUGUGCUUUUCUUUAUUAUUUUGAAUGUUUUGUAUGUCAUUGUACAGGAAAAAAUGAUUGAAAUGAAAGGGGGGGAUCCAAAGAUACAGUAGCUUCAAGAUUUGCCAAUUGGGUAGCAGUUGAAAUGAAGAUUGAAAAUAUUGCGCAUUUUAAAAGUAUUGAAAGUUAGAGGCAAAUCUGUGCAGCAAGUGAAUAGUAGUACAUUGUCGAAAUAGAUACAAGGUUAUUUUUUGUUGUGAGUGGAACGUAGGUGAAAAGAUACAAUGCGGAAAUUUGAGAAACAAAGUUGGAUUGAUGAAUUUACCCCCUUGAGCCUUUAUAACAGAUGGCUGUUUUGUGGACAUAUCGUUGUGGUGUAUUUUCGUAUCAUCUGCCUUGUUUCAAUGCCUUGUAAAACAAUUUUCCCCCUCUCUCUCUUCCCUAAUAUUGAUAUGUUGGCAAUAGCUUUUUUCCUCUCUGGAAAUGUUCAUUUACCUUGUUAGUAUUGGCUCAUCAAAAUCGUCAGCAUCCACCUCUAAUUUACAACUACCGGUAUAGGGCCCUGUCUUUAAUACACACAGUUGCAAUAUUAUUCAAAUCUAUUUCAACUUAAGUUGAAAUUGGUGACAAUCGCAACUCUGGAGCUCACGCAAGAGCUUGGAAAUUGUAAAUUUGUGAUUUGUUUGAAGGGCUUGUGACAGCGGUGUUCUUCAGAAACGUGUACUUGCGUUGUGAUCAAGAAAAUGUGUACUAUUAUGUCAUGUAAACUAUUUUAUUCAAAGAAAUCUGAUGGUAAGGUACCAAGUACUGCUAUGUAGAUUAGUGUUGUCUUGUUGGUAUGCAUGUCAUGUUAGUGACCACUUUCUUGCAAGUACUACUAUUUCACCUGAUCUUGAAUGUUUGCUCUUACCCCUUUAUCUACUUUAAAGGUAAUGUCAUUGUUUUUGAAGAAAUAAAAACAUCAAAAAUCUGGUGAAUUGUUGCAAAUACCUCCUUCAAAUGUGAGCUUGAGAAAAUCAGUAUUGUUUGCUAAGAUUUGACAAUUAACUCAGGUAAACUUAGGAAUCUCCAUUAUUUUUGUUUGUAAACUUUGGAACAAUCUUUGGAACAAUGUGAUACAGGUUAUUUUUUUUUUAAAUUUGUGUUCUCAUCAAUGACAUUAUCUUUAAUCAGGACUUUAUUUUUACCAUCGCUUAAUUUUUUUUUUUUAAUUCAUGAUGCAUGUGUGUAUCCAGUUUGUGUCUAAUUUAUGUAUAUCCGACAUCAUUGACUAAGAAUUAUGCAAGAUUGUAAUUUACUAAAUUAUUUUUGUAUUUUGGAUGUGGGCAAUUUUUGCACUAGUAUUUUUUUGCAAAAUUGUUUUUCAAAGUUCAAACAAUAAUGAUGAUUUAAAAAUAUAAUAAUUCUUAGCUUAUUUAUGUUUCUACUUAUUGUCAUGAUUUAGAUUUGAAGUCUUCUCCAAUAAUUAGCUUAUUAUGAUGAUUAGAUAAGUCGAACAAUGGUGAUAAGACUGGAUAUUUCGAUACUAAUAGCAGUUAAUAGACGAGCAAUGAUGAAUUAUCAAUGGUAAUGAAUUUUCAAUAUAAAAUCCAAACACAAUAUCUCUGCACUUUUUUUCAUGAAUAUUAUUACAAGAAAGGCUUCUUGUGUGUGAUAUAGUUUCUGUGCUGUGCAAAUCAUUGUGACACAUUAUGUACAUAUUUUACCGCAUAAAAUAUGAGAAUGUACUUAUGAAUGUACGCUCUGUGUCUCAGACUUCUGUGUCAUUUGACAUUCUAUGUGAAAGAUUUGACAGAUACACAGUACUCUUCCAGUGUGUAUGGCCGGAUAUUUAUUAAACUACUUAACCUGGUAAUGCCAUAGUAGUACUGGCAGUGACAUUGAGACGCCAUGUAGCUAAAAUAUCAUGAAUGACAUUUAAACUGCAAGCAUAUCAUAUACUACAUUUUCUCACACUGACAAUAAUAUGUGUUUUUAACAUUUUGCUUACAAAUCUACCUUGUUAGUAAGAAAAAAAACUUUAAAAUAUUGAUAUCCAGAUAAGAAAGGGAACAUUAAACCAGGCUUAAAUUCAGCUCUAAGAAAGUAUUGCUAGAGUCUGCUUUUCAUCAUUGUAAGUUCAAAUUUGAAAAUGAAAUAAAAGAAAACAGUAAGUAUAGUGUGCAACUUGUAACCCCCAUAUACCAGCGUGGAAGAAAUAUGGUUGAUCAGUGUUUUCAAUAUUCUCUAUUCAUAGUAAAUUUGCAAGAAAUUUUCUCUAAAUAUAUUAUGUAUUUAAACUUUUAUCUUGUCAUGUCAUGAAAGUUGUCAUGUCUACUUCACAUGGAAUUACCCAGUGUAAUGUGCAAAUUCAAACAUACUUUUCAUGCUUGGUUUACUCUCAUUACAAAGUAGUUAUUAUGUGAUUGUUUUGAUCUCUUAAAACAUGCAGUUGUGUUUGUCACUUAAUACACUUUUUAGAAAGUAAUUUGUUACCCAGUCAAUCAUUGGAGAUGUAUACAUUAUCGAUAUGUCUGAAGUGUGUGAUAUUUGUACAAUACUUCAUCUAAUCAAAUUAUCUUUGUAUCAAUACAGUACAUGCGAUGCUGUAGGAAUAAUGGAAUUGUAUGUGUCAAGAGUUAUAACUAUUCAAAUAGAUGUCAUAUAAUAUUGCUUGACUGGCAGAUCUAAUCAAGGAUUUGUUUCUUUCUAAUAGAUUAAUAUUUGUAUGAGGAAAAAGAUGAUGUAGGGCAAUUAUGUGCAAUGUGUGACAUAUGACAUAUGACCCUUUUCCCCCAUUCAAGAGUGAAAGUCUCUUGAUAUGGUCAUCAAAUAAUAGUUCUCUGUGAUAUUACCAAUCCAUUCUAUCAUAAUGGCUAAAUUUUGGAAGAAAUAUAUGGGGGAAAAGUCAUAUGCCGUACAGACCACAUUGCAUGCAAUCGGCCUGUAUUUAUACAGAUCCAUUUAUGUAUCAAAAUUGUGUGAAUGCAACUUUAAUUUUCUAAAAAGUUGUUAAAAAUUUGCGCAUUUCAUGUUUUGUAAGACAUUUUAAAUUUAUCACUUAAAUAUUGAGUUCCCCUAGGAAAUUACAGAUAUCACCAUUUCUUACCAUUUGAACUUGUAGAUAAAAUGUAGUUUGAUUCUAAGCAGAUUUUAUUUGUACAAUGCACACCAUUGACAUGCUUGUUGAAUAAUGCUAGUAUUAUUAUUUGUUUCAGUCCAAAAUGGAAGCAUGAAAAUAGUAUUUAAGAAAAGAUUUAUAUUUGGGCACCUGUAAUAUCGUAUGCGACAUAUGAUGCCUGUGGCCUGUGUAAUGGUUGCCAUUAUGUGGAUAGAGAAUGAAGGGGAGAGAAAAACUGUUGAUAAUAUAAAUAAAAAGUAAAAAAUCUUAAAAAUCACA